AUGUUGGAGCAAAAGGUGGUACAAGGAUCAGCAGCCAGAGCCGUGGAGAAAUCCUCCAGCUCGUCAGUAUCCUCGUCGCAAAAAUUCGAAAGCUCUUCUUCUUCCACAAAAACGGUGAAACAAUCAUUUGUCACGAGUUCCUCGUCCAGCAGCAAAAGCACGAGUUCGGCGCGCCAAAAAAUCGCUGCUGCUGCUGCAGAGUCUGUCGCAGAAACCAGCAGCAGCAGACAAAUCACCGGAAGCAACGUUUCUGCUGCUGAGCAUCGUCGAGAAUCCGCAGCAGUCGCAUCAGAAAUUCAGCGAGAAGCCACGGAAUCCCAAAGGAAAUUCGCUUCAAUUUCUGCAACUGCUGCUUCUUCUUCUUCGACUGCAGAAAACAGCAGGAGAAGCGACUUCACGGAUCAUCAUCAUCAUCAAAGUCGAGAACCGGAUGCCGAAGAAUUCUGGAAAUUCUCUUCAUCCUCACCAGCUACUGCUUUGCAUCACGACGACGAUGACGAUGGCAGUAUUCAUCGUCAUCGGGAUGAAGGACUCGGGAAAAUGCCAGAAACCCCGAUACACGUCGUGAAGAAAACGGACUCGAAAUCGAGUCAUCAGCAUCAACACGUUCACGACUCAAAGUGCGUCGACUGCAACAUUUGGUCGCCGUCUUUGCAAGCCCGCAACCGCAACAGUGUUGUCGAAGAAUGGAAAUCCCAGCUUCGGGCUUCCAGCCCCCCAUCAUCAGCAGCACCGAAUGCUGCAAAUAAUCGUCAACACCAGGACACGACUAGGCAUUCCUUCAGUAGCCGAAAGAGCUCAUCAACGAGCACUUCAGUCAGGGACAACAACAAUCAUCCGCAGAGAAAGGCGUCGACUCUGGACCGGAAUUUCCGCAAGGAUUCCAGUAAGCAAACAAGGAAGGACUCUGACCUCGGGUCAAUGAGUGUGGACAGCGAAGCCAGGAGAGAACAUAAGAAUGUCAAGCAGGUCGACGAGGACUGGAAGGCCUCGCUGAGCAAUAACGCAGAAUCCAGCAGCAGGAGGAAAUCCUCUGCCGUCAUCGACACUUCCGCUCAUCACAAUAAAUCAGCGACUCAAAAACCUGCCGAUCGAAAGGACUCAUCCUCUGCUCAUCAGGACACCCGAAGGCCAAGCAAGCCCGUCUCUGCUUCAGAUCAAGCCAAGCCAGCAGCAGCAACCGCAACCCGGAUGCAUCCGACUGCAGAAGCUGCAAACCGGGAUCACCAACUAACACCAGCAUCCGUCAUUACUCAGACCUCAGACAGCACAUCAACAUUACACUACACCACCAGUACACAGACACAAGCGACAUCUACUGCUGGGGCUCUGAGGCUGCUUGAGCCGGAGGUCGCCCAAGCCGUGUUGCAAAACCGGAGGAACUCGACUGCGUCGGAGCGACAUCUAGAAACUGACAAGAAGCAAGUGUAUCCUAGGAAAGCAAGCUUAGCCCUGUCUGAGACGUCCCAAACAUCCGAACACCAGCAGGAAAUCAUCAUCAACAACAGUUCCCAGUCUGACCAGAAACUAGUUUCUGAUUCCUUCGCUGAAAUCAAGACCUCGUUUGAAGAAGAACACAGAGCUCUUUUAGGUCUUCUUUAG
Messenger RNA from Notodromas monacha, 1602 nucleotides. NCBI's taxonomy places the organism in Eukaryota, Metazoa, Arthropoda, Ostracoda, Podocopida, Cyprididae. The record is from the annotation of a GenBank genome assembly.